GCUCGUACAUGUCGCAGAUAGUCUGUGAAAGGAGGUGUCCCCUACCUACUGACCCCCAGAGUCCAGACGUAUAUGUGAUCCCUCUCGAAUGUUCCUUCCUCCAUCCUGCACGUUCAGAUUGCCGCAAGUGAACAUCAGUCUACCGUCCAUACCGCUUGAGCCAUCACCUCCACUGCACCAUGGUCGUCAUGAUGACCCCUCUCACCAUCAAGACCACUCACCCGGCUCUCUUCGCUACGGGCCUCGCUACGCCUCCCAUGUCGCCCAACACACCUGUCAAAUCCAAACCUGUCAUUCCUACCGCUCCAAUCGUCUCGUACGCCCAGCUCCGCAAGUUUCACGUCACUGCGCUCAACUACCAGAUAGCAAAACUUCGCUGGGAGCAGAACAAUGGCGGGUAUCUCAAAGGCGAAGACGCGUGGUUGGGUCACAACAAUGUCAUUGCCAAGUUGGAGAAAGAGUUGAAAGACGUUCAAGAAGCUCAAAAAGGUCUUGAUCGAUUCCCCAACUGUUUCGCUCCCACCGCGUUUCCCAAGCCGCAUGGUCCGCCCUCCAAGGAGCAGCUGGACGAAGAGCGAAAACUCAAGGCGGAAGAAACCAAAGUGAUGGAUGCGGAGCUGGAUGCUCAAUUCCCAUUCAUCAAGCAGAUGUUCAUUGGACCGAGGACCAAACAGCAGGCCAAGAACGAUCGCAUGCUCAGGGAUCUCAUGAAGGAGGGAGACUUUGACGAUUUGUCGAUGCUUUUGCCUUCAAAGAAUAUGCGGAUGCUGAUGGAAGGUCAAGCUAAGAAGGCAGGUGGCGCCCCACCGCCUCCGAGUGGUGGACCAAAGAAGACGUACGAGCAAGUCAGGCUGGAGAAGGAGGCAGAGAAGGUCGCAGCGAUGCGGAAGGAGUCGCCGAGUGGAGGCGCCGCCAAAAAACCCAGAGCACCUCGUAUCGGCCCUCUGACUCGAGAGGAAUGGAUCGCGACGCUACCUCGGUUCGGCCCCAUCACCAAAGCCGAGGCGAUGCUCCCGGCUCAACGCGAGCAACGACAUGCCAUAUUGACCUGGUUGAGAAAGCCUUGGCCAGUGUUCGAUCCGGAUGCAGCGGAUUUGAUGGUCGAUUUGGGUCGAUUGGCGGUCAGGAAGUUGGAUCAGGAGACCAAAGCGGUGAAGAAGUUGAGGGAGGUGACGAGAUGAUUCUGUGUGUCAUAGCAGGUUCGUUAGAAGCUUUCAUCGUUCCUAAGAUCUUUCCAUUGUCUUACUUUAUGGAUGGUGUCGUCGAAAGAGGUACGGGUUUAGGCUUCACGCCUGUGCUUCAUGAGCCGAAUCUUUUGUCAUCCGACACAUGCUCGAGACCUGAUCAACAAGCGAGCGUCCUUUCAAGGCAAGGUAGUGAUGGAAGCGUUGACUUCACAGGGCCUGUCAUUCGUAUAGGGGAGCAGAUUUGUGACCUGUGAGAGCUCCAAGUCCAGGAACCUGCUC
This is a messenger RNA of Kockovaella imperatae, 1466 nucleotides long. RefSeq lists its product as hypothetical. NCBI's taxonomy places the organism in Eukaryota, Fungi, Basidiomycota, Tremellomycetes, Tremellales, Cuniculitremaceae. The transcript has a single exon. The record is from RefSeq and is a predicted model, not a curated record. The coding region runs from base 180 to 1181 and encodes 333 amino acids.